This is a messenger RNA of Python bivittatus (Burmese python), 1682 nucleotides long. RefSeq names its product VRK serine/threonine kinase 2 (gene VRK2). NCBI's taxonomy places the organism in Eukaryota, Metazoa, Chordata, Lepidosauria, Squamata, Pythonidae. Gene Ontology annotation, molecular function: ATP binding; protein kinase activity. The record is from RefSeq and is a predicted model, not a curated record. Gene Ontology annotation, biological process: protein phosphorylation.
CCCAGGGAGAGAAAGGGAAAAGGGAGAGCAGCGCCGAGCGCGUGCGGGGGAGCGGUCUCCUUUCUUCAGGGGUGUAAUGCUUCCAAAACAGCAUAGAAAAAACAACCUUCCAGAUCCUCUUCAAGAAGGAAUAAUACUGAAGGAUACCCAAAAACGGGAAUGGAGACUGGGGCCUAUGAUUGCUCAUGGAGGAUUUGGCUUGAUCUACUUAGCUUCUCCUUGUCUUGAUGUUCCAGUAGAAGACAAUGCUGUGCAUGUCAUUAAAGUGGAAUAUCUUGAAAACGGGCCCUUAUUUUCUGAACUGAAAUUCUACCAACGAGCUGCAAAACAAGAGCACAUCAAGAAAUGGAUGAAGCUGAAAGAACUCACAUUUUUAGGCAUUCCUGUUUUCUUGGGAUCUGGCCAGGUCAAACAUAUUGGUAAAAGUUACAGAUUUAUGGUGAUGGAAAGAUUAGGAGAAGAUCUCCAAGCCAUCUUUGAAAGAGAAGGGAGAAAGUUUAACAAGGAAACUGUUCUGCAGAUUGGGAUGCAGAUGCUGGAUGUCUUGGAAUAUAUUCAUGAAAAUGAAUACGUGCAUGGGGAUAUUAAAGCAGCAAAUUUACUUUUGGGCUACAAAAAUCCACAUGAGGUUUAUCUUGCUGAUUAUGGACUCGCCUACAGAUAUUGUCCCAGUGGGAACCACAAAGAAUAUCAGGAAAAUCCUAAAAAGGGCCAUAAUGGGACAAUGGAGUUUACCAGCGUAGAUGCACACAAGGGAGUAGCACCAUCCAGAAGAGGAGACCUCGAAAUCCUGGGCUACUGUAUGUUGCAGUGGGUGUGCGGAAGUCUACCCUGGGAGCGGAAUUUGAAGCACCCUAACGUUGUGCAGGCUGCAAAAACAAAGCUCCUUGAUGAACUGCCAGAUUCAGUAACAAGGUGGGCUCCUGCAGGAACAUAUUGCGGUGAAAUAGCCAUGUUUUUAAAAAAUGUGUUUAAUUUAGCAUAUAAUGAAAAACCCCAGUAUGAAAUACUGAGGAAAAUCCUUUUGAAUGGCCUGGAACAAAAAGGAAUCUGUUACAAUGAGACACUGGAUUUAACCACUGUUCAAACGUCUCUAAACGAAUGCACUGCUUACCACAGGAAACACAAUAUAAAACCGUUGCCCUGGACAGAUUCCUGCAGUUCUUUCCAGAAUAUUGAAGAAGAAUAUAGAGAAAAUGGAGUAACAUAUUCAGCAGUCCGUCAACCAGAAUGUGUUCAUGCUCUGACUAGAUCUUCCAUAUGCAGCACUUCUCAGACUGGACUGCAUGAAGAACUGUUUCAAUAUACUGUGGCCAUUGUUGUCCUCCUCUUCUUAAUAUUGCUUUCUCUCUAUUUCCUUUGAUAUCUUCUCCAGUUAAGUGUUCAGGAAAUGCAGUCAGCCAUUUGUAUUCAGAUUUUCUUAGUAGAUAUUUUCAGUGUGAUUUGCUGGAAUGAAUUUGUUUUUAAAGCAGACUUAAGUUAUGUACAAAUAUAUGGUUGCUCACAAUAUUUUCUAGUAUGUUACAAAAAAACUACCAGAUUUUAAACGUUUCAAAUGUGUAACCUCCCCAAAACUUCCAAAUUUUACUGCUUUGUACACUAGUAUGCACUACAAGCCUAUAGUGAAGUUUCCCAAGAAUUAGAAUCAUGUGUUACUUUCAGCUUUAUUUGGAAACAUUUUU